GUGUGGCAGGUGUGCUUGUGGGACACCCGUUUGACACUGUCAAGGGGCUGUCUCCAUCCAUAGCAAAAGUGUAACUUUGUUGUAGAUGAGCGUAAGCCUCACCCCGGAGAGCGCUAGUAAGUACAGACCAGGUGAACCUCUUCUCCGUCCGUCCUCGCUGACCCAGACCCCUGCCCCCAACCCCCAGUGUUCCCUCUGUGACCCGCAGGGGACAGGGAGGGUGUGAGGCCAGCGUGGGCCCAGCACAGGUCCCGGGAUGGGGGCUUGGUGGGGCUAGUCGAGAGUAAUCAGACCGCUCUGGACCGGGGGUCUCCGGCCCCGUGGGGAGCUGGAAGCCUCCUGGGCUUGCGAGCAAAUGACCACUAUCCCAGGGGGGGUCCGUUUCCAUCAGUCCUCAGAGGAGAUCCUGUCACCCCAAAAUAUUAAGAUCCUCAGCUCUAGAUACCACAGAACUUGGGCCAUUGGGCCACAGUUCACCCCCAUACUUGGUACCCCAGAGUCCCGGACAGCCAGGGCUUGUCGCAGACCCAGGGUCAGAAACACAGUGGAGAGAGGCCUCUGCCACUUUGGUGGCAGGACCCGGGCAUUCAGCAGUGUCUGCGACCUGCAGAGACUUAAAGACACUGCCCAGGUGGCAUCGAAAACCUGACCGAGGAAGGGACAGCUCCACCUCACAUUGUUCUGCUACCCAAGCCCUCUUAGUGCCAGUGUCGGGGCUGCAGGAGGAACAGAAGUGUCCCGCCAGAGACCCCAGAACAUUGGAGGGAAAGUAAAAACCCUCACAGCACAAAAACGGCUCCUGAGCCAGAGCUCACGGUGUUAGGCGUUGUUAAAGUUCAACAAGUGAUUGUGCUUUUCUUCUCUGAGAAGCCACCCCCUGCCCUGUAGGUGCCGUCAGAGGGCGGGGCUGCCGCCAAGGGGCUCUGUGGGCCAGUCGCUGCAGGGUACACCGGCUGCCCGCUGCCCCUCACAGCAGCGCCUGCCAGCCGCCCAGUCCUCAGGUGCAGAGAUCGCACUCUUUUUUGGUAACAAAACGUUUUGUUGUAAGUGCAUUCACCGAUCGAAGAUCCACCUAUUCUGGUGGAGAGAACUGGAAAAGGUUCCAGAAGCCGGCUGAAGCCGGCUGUUCCCCUGCGAGGACUCUCGCCUGCCAGAACCCCACCCCGCCCUCACCCUCACCACACAGCAGCUCAGGUCCCUGGAGAGGCUGCGCUGCAAAACUCCUGAGCCUCAGUCUUCCCCUCUUGGAAAUGGGGGCAACGUACCCAUCACCCAUCGCGGCAGGUGCGGCUGCAGGUCCAGAGCGUGGAGAAGCCCCAGUACCGCGGCACCCUGCACUGCUUCCGCUCCAUCGUCAAGCAGGAGAGCGUGCUGGGCCUGUACAAGGGCCUGGGCUCGCCCCUCAUGGGGCUCACCUUCAUCAACGCGCUGGUGUUCGGCGUGCAGGGCAACACCCUGCGGGCGCUGGGCCGCGACUCGCCGCUCAACCAGUUCCUGGCGGGCGCGGCGGCGGGCGCCAUCCAGUGCGUCAUCUGCUGCCCCAUGGAGCUGGCCAAGACGCGGCUGCAGCUGCAGGACGCGGGCGCGGCGCGCGCCUACCGGGGCUCCCUGGACUGCCUGGCGCAGACCUACCGGCGCGAGGGCGUGCGCGGCGUCAACCGCGGCAUGCUGGCCACGCUGCUGCGCGAGACGCCCAGCUUCGGCGUCUACUUCCUGGCCUACGACGUGCUGACGCGCGCGCUGGGCUGCGAGCCGGGCGACCGCCUGCUGGUGCCCAAACUGCUGCUGGCGGGCGGCACGGCGGGCAUCGCGUCCUGGCUCUCCACCUACCCCGUGGACGUGGUCAAGUCGCGGCUGCAGGCCGACGGGCUGCGGGGCGCGCCGCGCUACCGCGGCAUCCUCGACUGCGUGCGCCAGAGCUACCAGGCCGAGGGCUGGCGCGUCUUCACGCGGGGGCUGGCGUCCACGCUGCUGCGCGCCUUCCCGGUCAACGCCGCCACCUUCGCCACCGUCACCGUGGUGCUCACCUAUGUGCGGGGCGAGGAGGCCCGGCCGGAGGGCGAGGCUGUGCCCGCUGCGCCCGCGGGGCCCUCCCUGGCCCAGCCCUCCAGCCUGUGACGCCCGUCGUCCCCCGCCCUGCUUCCCCAGGCAUCGCUCUUCAGAAACCCCGCAAUGGCGCGAAUUGGCCCCCUAGCUGACUGCCCGGCCCAGGUGCUGUGGGCUGUGGGUUCUGUGAGACCUGGGUGGAACUUCGCUCAUCAGGUGGGUGACCUUGGCAACGAACUUCACUCUGCUGGCCUCAGUGUUCUCACCUAUGAAAUGGGGACCCUCAUACCCACAUUGUGUAGUCAGGAAGCUCAGAGACGAUCCCCAGGCCUGGCUGAGUCAUGGCUCUCUGCACCUGGAAACGUUACUGGGGAUACCUCCGCCCCACCUGGCAUCCUGGCCACCGCCCCUGUGCUCCUGUCCUGCAGGCUGGCUCCCAGGGGUCUCUGAUGAGCCCCCAGUGGCUGCCCAGGGACUUGCUAACUCCCCAAACCCUCCACCUGGCUGAGCUCCAGGGAGACUUCUUGGCCACCUCCCUGGUCUGUUAGGGACAGCGGGCAGCUAGGAGUGCCUCCUGGUGUCACGGGACUGGACGCUCUGCCAGUGCACCCCAGCGUCUCCAUAUGGCACCGCUCCACACGGCAUGGCCAGCUGCUGCUCCUGCCACUGGAGGCCAGACCGGGAAGCCACCGUCUGCCGGAGGCUCCACAUCAGCCGGGGCUGGGAGGGCAGCGCGCACAGGCCAGUGGGGCGUGGUCUCUGCAGUUAAAGUGCGAUGCAGCUGUGGCAAGGGGACAUCCUUUCAGCUUCUGGCCUCAGGCUGCCACCUGUAAAAUGGCUGGGACAUGGGCCAGCUGGGGGAUGCUUGGGUCCCUGGCCCACUACCACCAGCUGGAGUCCCCAGGGCGUGCAGAGGGUCCCCCAGCCCCGGGCUCGCCCAGCUCAGGCCACAAAGAAGCCAAAGGUCAGUUGGUCCACCCCUCAGCAGAGGGCCUGGUAGUGGGCACAGGGAUGGCCAGGCGUGCCUGCCGGGGCGGGAGAGGCCCCCAGGAGGCAGGCCGUGCUCCGUGAGGACGAGCUCCAGCUCUGUGUGGUGUGAUGUUACUGUACAGAAACUCUGAGGGAAUAAAGUAUUCUUCGUUUUUUUUAA
Microcebus murinus (gray mouse lemur) is the source of this 3196-nucleotide messenger RNA. RefSeq names its product solute carrier family 25 member 29 (gene SLC25A29). Gene Ontology annotation, molecular function: high-affinity L-arginine transmembrane transporter activity. The record is from RefSeq and is a predicted model, not a curated record. Lineage: Eukaryota; Metazoa; Chordata; Mammalia; Primates; Cheirogaleidae. Gene Ontology annotation, biological process: mitochondrial L-ornithine transmembrane transport. Gene Ontology annotation, cellular component: mitochondrion.